AUGAGAAUAUAGCAUUUUGAAAAUUCUCUCUUAAUUGGAUAACUAUGGAUAGGAUCAGUAUCUGAUUCCUUCAUGAUUAUAUUCGUCUUAGGUUCUUAUGCCAUUUUACAAUGUAAUUUUUAUGUUCAUUUCUCUAAUUAGAUUAUUUUCUCUAUUUUUUUUCAGAAGAUUACUAUUUAACAAAUUCAUGGAUCAGUUGGACAUGCCUAGUUAUGUUCUUAUAUAGUUAUUUAUGUGGGACUUUUACAGAACCUGGAGUAAUAAGAAGACCAUAACCAGAUGAUGAAGAAUCGUUUAAUUCAAUAAAAUCUAAUAAAAGUGUUAGAAAUGAAAAAGUUGGGGAAUAUUUCUAAGAGAGGUAUUGUGCAAGAUGUAAAAUAAUGAGACCUCCAAAAAGCAGUCAUUGUUAUAAUUGUAAUAAUUGUGUUAAGAUGUAUGAUCAGUAAACAUUUAAAAUAUAUAAGUCAUUGCACUUUUAUGAGUAAUUGUAUAGGAUAAAGAAAUUACAGAUAUUUUAUAGGAUGGAUUUAUACUCUUCUCAUUUAAUGUAUUAUAUGGUAUUUUGUUCUCUUACAACAUUUAUAUCAAAAGUUUAGUAUUUCAGAAACUAUAGAUAAAUUAUAUAAAUCAGAUUACUUACAGUAUGCAGCUUUAACAUUCUUAAUGUCCUUUUGUUGUAAUAUUACUUUUUAGUAAAAAUAUAAUUCAUUUAUUUUAUUAGUUUACGUGGAUGUUGUUAAUCAAUUUUGAAUUUAUUAAUCAUUAUUUGCUGUUGCAUUUGUUUAUAUAGUGGGUACAAUUUUGAUAAAAAAUAUUAUGAAAACUAUUUUUGCAGUUUAAUUUUUGUGAUUAUUACUUUACCUGGAGCAUUAAUGUAUAUAUUUAAUUAAUUGAAUUAGGGCUUUAUCUGUUGGAUUAAAUUAAUCUUUUCAUUUAGCAAUAGGAGUUAAUCAAAAAGAAUGGUCUGUAUUAGAAAGAUAAAUUAAUAUAAAUAGUAUUAAGGAUACUCAAAUUGAAUUAAAUGAAAAUAUUAAUCCAAAUCAAAUAAUAGAUACUCCUGAUUAAGAGAAAUCAAUUGAAGAUCAAAGUAUUUGUAUAGAAAAAGAAUCUGAAGAAGAUAAAUAAUUAAGGUAAAAAAUUUAGGAAGAAAUUGAAAACAAUCCUGAAUUAAAGGGAACUUUAUCAUAAGAAAAAAUUGAAUAUAUAUUUUAAUAGAGAAGGAAUUAUCAUAAAAAGUAAAAGAUGAUUGAAAAUGCAAAUUAAUAAGUUUAAACUUAUAAAAAUAGUGCUUCUUUAAAAAAUUAUUUUUUUAAUUUAAAAAAGGUACUAUUUGAUAAAAUUUCUUAAAGUGAGUUAUAUUGA
Paramecium primaurelia is the source of this 1362-nucleotide messenger RNA. The record is from the annotation of a GenBank genome assembly. NCBI's taxonomy places the organism in Eukaryota, Ciliophora, Oligohymenophorea, Peniculida, Parameciidae.